Molecule: messenger RNA, 1077 nt
Organism: Boleophthalmus pectinirostris (great blue-spotted mudskipper)
Lineage: Eukaryota; Metazoa; Chordata; Actinopteri; Gobiiformes; Gobiidae
Gene: arr3a
Product: arrestin 3a, retinal (X-arrestin)
Exons: 15
Coding region: 1-1077 (358 amino acids)
Biological process (GO): visual perception; signal transduction; G protein-coupled receptor internalization
Molecular function (GO): G protein-coupled receptor binding
Source: RefSeq, a predicted model, not a curated record
AUGUCUCCUGUAUCCCUGAUUUUCAAGAAGACCAGCAAGAAUGGAGGGCUCACCCUCUACCUGGGAAAGCGUGACUACGUGGACCACACAACAUCUGUGGACAAAGUUGAUGGUGUGGUUAAGAUAGACCCUGCAGAGCUUGGAGACAGAAAAGUCUUCUGCCAGCUGGCGUGUGCCUUUCGUUAUGGCAGUGACGACCUGGAUGUGAUGGGCCUGUGCUUCAGGAAGGACAUCUGGAUCGAACACGUCCAGAUCUACCCCCAGACAUCCAAACCGGCUCAGACCCCCAUGCACGACACCCUGUUGGCCAAGGCUGGGGACAACGCCUACGCCUUCACUUUUGAGAUUCCCAACAACCUGCCGUGCUCAGUGUCCCUGCAGCCAGGACCUGAUGACAAUGGAAAGGCCUGUGGUGUUGACUUUGAGGUCAAAGCCUACCUUGCCAAGGAAAAGGACAACCCUGAUGAGAAAGUUGAGAAGAAAGACACAGCUCGCCUCAUUAUUCGUAAAAUCCAGUAUGCCCCCUCUCAGGUUGGCGCUGGGCCAAAAUCUGAAAUCUGCAAGAGCUUUAUGAUGUCCGACAAGCCUGUCCAUCUAGAGGCCUCCCUACAGAAAGAUCUCUACUUCCACGGUGAGAGCAUCCCAAUCAAAAUCAAAAUCAACAACGAGAGCAACAAAACUGUGAAGAAGUUCAAAAUCACUGUGGAACAGUGCACAGACAUCGUGCUGUACUGUGCCGACAAAUACACCAAGACUGUUUACUGCCAAGAGUUUGCUGAGACUGUGGACCCUACUGCCACCUACGACAACACUCUGUCCAUUACACCUUUGCUCAGUGAAAACAAAGAGAAGAGAGGCCUGGCACUGGACGGUCGGCUUAAAGAUGAAGAUACCAACCUCGCCUCCACCACAAUCCUGAAGACAAACAUUGAGAAGGAAGUGCUGGGAAUCCUGGUCUCCUACAAGAUCAAGAUCAACCUGAUGGUGGCUGGAGGAGGCCUGCUGGGAGGCCUUACUGCCAGUGAUGUCACAGUUGAGCUGCCGUUGAUGCUUAUGCACCCCAAGCCUGAGGAGUAA